This is a messenger RNA of Angiostrongylus costaricensis, 1857 nucleotides long. The record is from the annotation of a GenBank genome assembly. NCBI's taxonomy places the organism in Eukaryota, Metazoa, Nematoda, Chromadorea, Rhabditida, Metastrongylidae.
AUGACUCGCGGUGGUCUGCCAAUGUAUCGAGCCACUGCUGCUAAUCUCCCAUACAAAAGUGGUACCAAUUUACCACCUCCGGAGAGAAGGUUUGGAAUGACGGACAAAUACGAUUCCCUCUACGACACUGUCAAUGCUCGACGUUUUGGUUCACUGCGCAGCGAUGACAGUGUGACGGAAACGAUGUGUGAUGCGUUCUUCGAGACUCGUAGUAGCCUAGAGGAUAUAACAAAGUCAGUUCAAGGGGCAAUGAAUGCUGUAGGAGAUCAACCAGUUCAGAGCGAUAAAGCAAUAGAACACAAUUUACCUGUAUGUCAAGAUCGGAACAUCGAGAGUACUAAUGGCAUGGUUUUCACACACUCCACUGAAGUAGAGAACCUAGCGCAGGACUUACAACGUGGUGAAGAAAACGAAAACUGCUCUAAAUCAUCUAUUGUCGCAAAACCUGUUGGAAAACUCGUAUCGGCUUCUCACGCCAAGUCGGUUCAACCGUCCAAGCCACCUCGUCUGGUGCAGCGCGAAACUCAAGAAAGAAAAGUGAUACCAAUACCUGCUUCUCGUCCGCGCGAUGCAGCGCUUCAGAAUAAUACACCCAUUGCAAAACAAAGGACUCCUACCGAAAAGGAUCGAGGUGAUAAUAACAAGGAUCUGCGAAGUGACUUCAGGAAGAUGAAAUUUAGCACUGACCGUCAGGCGCGAGAUCGAACCCCACGUAGCAAUGUGAGCGGUGCCGCUGCGACGAAAAAAGCGCAGCACUCAGGUCCUGUACGGAUUAGACGCAGCGAGCAAACUGAAAUCAGAGGAGAUUUAUUUUUGAAAAAUGAUGCUGUCCCCAGUGAACGUGAGUUUCGUCAAGAACUAAAUAACCGAAACCCAAGUCUGGGAUCUGUGCGACGCGGUAUCUCGUCAACACCGAAAAAUGAGACAAAGGAGCCACAGUCAGACGAUUUUGCUAGGACUAGUGUGUCGAGGAAUCGUCAAAUUCAUGGCCCGAUAAACAGGACCUUGAAACCUCAAGCUUCUAGUGUUUCUCGGGUAUUUUCUGCUACGCCUGUUGCUUCCAACACCCAGCAAUCCAAAACUAGAUCGUCUAGUGCGACGCGUACAAUUGACCGUCCAUUAAACAUUGCGCGUUCUACUGUUCAGCGCGCAAACACCAAACAUUACGCGAACGAUGCCGAAAGCGCUUCGCAGUCAUUAGCUCGUCCUUCAAGUGCCGCUCGCCUGACUGCUGGUCCACAGAGCGUGAAUCGUCCUAAUUUGUCGAAGCAGUCACAUAAUCAGCCAGUUACCGCUCAAUCUAUUGUACCUGUGAAGGAGAAUGGACUAUUGGCUUCUGUUAAACCAGCUUCUACUCAGCGUAGUUCUGGUGCAAGGGAUGUUGCAGUGCAGUCUUCUGCACAACGCAGAGCCGAUUAUCGACCACCCCAGCCACGUCCCUCAGUAAUACGUCAUUCUCCUAUAGGAAGAGGAGGCGGGGAUGGCACACCAGUGCAUGGAUUUCGCAAGGAAUUGCGUCGUUAUCCCAUUCCCACGACUGCUCCUUCUGUCGAAGCUGAGCCUUCUUCUGUCCGGAGGCUAUCAAGAAAUGAGCUCCGGGCUAUGGUAGAGCGGUUAGCAGUCCCUAAACGAGUCGCAACGAUGGCCAUGAGAACACCACUGAGAAUUAGGAGUGAACAAACACAUGGUGUGAGCUGCAUCAAGAUUCGCAGUCGUUCUUCAUCCCUAUCUCGCCGUCCCGUGUCCGCACAGGACAACAUCAGUGGUGUACCAGCAGCUGGUACUCUACUGUUCUCCACCGAUGAAAAUCCUCGUUCUGCUAGUGUUGAACCUGGAACUCAACAAGAAUUAAAAUAA